GGCACUACUUACCCAGGCACCACUGUUCCAGGCACCACCAACUGCGGUCCAUCGAGCUCCGCUCCAUCCAGCUCUGCUCCAUCGAGCUCCGCUCCAUCCAGCUCUGCUCCAUCGAGCUCCGCUCCAUCCAGCUCUGCUCCAUCCAGCUCCGCUCCAUCCAGCUCAGCUCCAUCCAGCUCCGCUCCAUCCAGCUCAGCUCCAUCCAGCUCUGUUCCAUCGAGCUCUGCUCCAUCCAGCUCUGCUCCAUCCAGCUCUGUGGCCCCAAGCUCAGCUCCAUCGAGCUCUGCCCCAUCUAGCUCCGCUCCAUCGAGCUCUGCCCCAUCUAGCUCCGCUCCAUCCAACUCCGCUCCAUCCAGCUCCGCUCCAUCCAGCUCCGCUCCAUCCAGCUCCGCUCCAUCCAGCUCCGCUCCAGCCUCAUCUUGCGUGACUGUCCCAGGCACUACUAUCUUGGGAUCGACUGUCUCUGGUACUACUUACCCAGGCACCACUGUUCCAGGCACCACCAACUGCGGUCCAUCGAGCUCUGCUUCGAUCUCCUCUGCUUCAUCGAGCUUCUCUUCAAACUCUGUGUCGUACGGGAACAGCACAAUGUCUCCAACCACUAGGUCAUCUGGUUCUGUAUCACUAAGCUCUGCUCCAUCUAGCUCUGCUCCAUCGAGCUCUGCUCCAUCGAGCUCUGCUCCAUCGAGCUCUGCUCCAUCUAGCUCUGCUCCAUCGAGCUCUGCUCCAUCCAGCUCUGCUCCAUCCAGCUCUGCUCCAUCGAGCUCUGCUCCAUCCAGCUCUGUGGCCCCAAGCUCAGCUCCAUCGAGCUCUGCCCCAUCGAGCUCAGCUCCAUCGAGCUCUGCCCCAUCGAGCUCUGCCCCAUCCAGCUCUGCCCCAUCCAGCUCCGCUCCAUCGAGCUCCGCUCCAUCGAGCUCCGCUCCAUCGAGCUCCGCUCCAUCGAGCUCCGCUCCAUCCAGCUCUGUGGCCCCAAGCUCAGCUCCAUCGAGCUCAGCUCCAUCCAGCUCUGCUCCAUCCAGCUCUGCUCCAGCCUCAUCUUGCGUGACUGUCCCAGGCACUACUAUCUCGGGAUCGACUGUCUCUGGCACUACUUACCCAGGCACCACUGUUCCAGGCACCACCAACUGCGGUCCAUCGAGCUCAGCUCCAUCCAGCUCUGCUCCAUCUAGCUCCGCUCCAUCCAGCUCCGCUCCAUCUAGCUCCGCUCCAUCUAGCGGUGUUCCAUCUAGCUCCGCUCCAUCUAGCGGUGUUCCAUCUAGCUCUGCUCCAUCUAGCGGUGUCCCAUCUAGCUCUGCUCCAUCUAGCGGUGUCCCAUCUAGCUCUGCUCCAUCUAGCGGUGUUCCAUCGAACUCCGCUCCAUCUAGCUCCGCUCCAUCUAGCUUUACCACGCUUGCUGCGGCUUCGGAAAGCAGCUGCGUCUCAAUGCCUGCUUCUACGAUUUCUGCUAGGACCGUCUCUGGAACCACGUACCCAGCCUCUAUUGUGUCUGGAUCUGUCAGCUGUGGUCAAGUUAAGCCUAUCUCUACUGUCUACACUGAAAGUGUCGUGACUGUUACGUCUUCUGGUGUCGAAACUAUUUACACUACGACAUGUCCACUAAGUGAAGUCGAGGCCAGUGUUACUACUGCACCUUACUCUGAGGGGCUUGCGACCGUCACUGAGUCUGGAAAACCAUCCACAUUCACCACCAUUUACGGGACAGCAUCUCCAGCGAAUAACGAAGCCAGUGUAGCUGCUCAGUCUACCCGUUUCACUGAAUCUGUUGUCACUGUCACCGAGUCGGGUGUUGUGACUUCUUAUACUACAACCUGUCCACUCUCUGACCUAGUCAGUGCAACGAGUACUGGAUCCAGUCCAAGUGCAACCGAUUCCUCUGUCGAUGCCGCGUUUGUCUCUUCUGCUUCCGCCCCAGGUGCUUCCGCUUCUGCUCCAGGUGCUUCUGCCCCAGGUGCUUCCGCUUCCGCCCCAGGUGCCUCCGCCCCAGGUGCUUCUGCUUCUGCUUCUGCUCCAGGUGCUUCUGCUCCAGGUACUUCUGCUUCUGCCUCUGCUCCAGGUGCUUCCGCCCCAGGUGCUUCUGCUUCUGCGUCCGCCCCAGGUGUUUCAGGCCCAGCUUCAGCUGCUACCACACCAGUCUCAACCAGUGCCGUGGCUGCUUCCAGCCCUUCGACUCCUCAAGGUUCCUCAAGUGCAUCUCCCGUUGCACAAUCGGUCUCAACUUACGAAGGCUCGGCAAACGUUCUCAGAGCAGGCUUGCUCUUGGCCCUACCUUUGGCCCUUUUGUAA
Lachancea lanzarotensis is the source of this 2283-nucleotide messenger RNA. NCBI's taxonomy places the organism in Eukaryota, Fungi, Ascomycota, Saccharomycetes, Saccharomycetales, Saccharomycetaceae. The record is from the annotation of a RefSeq genome assembly.